This is a messenger RNA of Amphimedon queenslandica, 566 nucleotides long. RefSeq names its product meckelin-like. Gene Ontology annotation, cellular component: MKS complex; ciliary transition zone. The coding region runs from base 64 to 525 and encodes 153 amino acids. The record is from RefSeq and is a predicted model, not a curated record. Gene Ontology annotation, biological process: cilium assembly. Lineage: Eukaryota; Metazoa; Porifera; Demospongiae; Haplosclerida; Niphatidae. The transcript is spliced from 5 exons.
UAGAAUGGUAGUUUGAGUGCCUGCCAGUUGUUGAUCAAUUUGUGUGUGCUUCAAGGUUAUAGCAUGACUGACCAAGCUUGUCAGGAAAUUAGACGUCUUUCAUCAAAUUCGCCUAAUCUAGUCCCUGAAGUAUAUUAUGCUCAGUUUGGUGCUCAGCAGUAUUUAACUAACACAGUCAUUAAUACUGUUUUUUCUACAUCAAGCUCAUCAAUCCUUCCUAUAUAUGCUGCACGGUUUGCUUUGAAUGGCACAUAUUUAGAUUUAAGCCUCGUCAACGAUACCAUCAUGUUGUGUAAAGAUCGUCCUUCAAAGAUGGCUGCCACUUGGCAAAUUGGUGUUCAUUAUGAAAUACAGUGUUCUCUUGACCCCAUUGCUCUUAUUACUGAUGGCUCUAGCCCUAUAUUCUAUGAUAUAUAUCUCAAAGAUGGUAAUAUGUUGGUGCCCAUUCCAGUCUUAAUUAGUGGCUAUAGGGACAAUAAUGGUGUCCUUGUUAAUGAAGGUAUGUGUAAUUAUGUGUAUGCAUAAUUACCUACAUACUACUGUACAAGUAUGAUGUAUUUGUACAA